GAACUUUAAAUCAGGGGAAAGAAAUCUAAGCUACUGUUAAUAAACAUGAGCAGAAGAUUGAAGGGGAAAGAAACGAAGAAGAACAAGAAGGUGGAAAGUAGGGAGUGACAUUGAAAGAAGAGAAAAAUAGCGAGGUGUUGUUUUUUGGGUUUGGGAUUGAUGAAGUCUGAAAAAAUUGUUGAUGUGGUGUUUUCCCAUUGGGUUGGGAUACCACGUUGCUGUAUCCCGGGGAUACAGCAGACUUUUUCCACUCCAUUGCUUCUCUCUUUGGCGCAAGCUCCUACCAUCAUGACCCUGCUGCCACGUCUUUUUUGUUUCAUAAUCGCCUCCGGUUGCUUCACUGCCCGGACCAGAACAUUGCUCUCGUGUUCUUCUCAACUGGGUCCAACCAUGACCAAGUAGAACCUGCAAUUGUUGCCCAAUCCUCUUUAUUUUUAUUGUGCUGCACUGUCAGAAUAUAAACUUGAAUUCUCUGACAAGACCACAUGUAUUCUAAUGUUAGUAGCUCUACUUCGCAGGGGACUAGUUUUUUUUAUUAUCUAGAGACUGGGGAUUAAACUCUAGAUCUGUGGGGGGACUAGUUGUUUUAGAAAGAUAUAAAACCUUUAAACAGUUCCUACCUCUCUCUUCAGCCUCUUAUUGUCUAUCUCAGAGGUGAGACCUGAUAAAAAUCUCUGUUUUGAAUUUGGAUCCUGUUUCUUGCACUUAUUUCUUGUGAUCAUUUCACCAUAGUAGCAUUGGUUAUUUUUAUGAAACAGGAAAUGCUGUUUUGGUCAUCUUAUGUUUUUGCUAAUCUGUUAAGCUUAUAUCCCAAGACGGAUAGAUAAAUACAGCCUCUGCUGAUUAAAAGAAUCUCAAGUCAAAAUCUUUCCAGUGGUUAUCAAUUCUCAGAUGUAUACUGCUAUCUUUGAAUUUCACCACGGUCUUUGAAGAGGUAUCCAGCAUGAAUGCAC
Messenger RNA from Rubroshorea leprosula, 953 nucleotides. NCBI's taxonomy places the organism in Eukaryota, Viridiplantae, Streptophyta, Magnoliopsida, Malvales, Dipterocarpaceae. The record is from the annotation of a GenBank genome assembly.